AUGUUUUUGGAUUUAUCAAGACAUUUAGGUGAAAGUUCAACUUGGGCGUAUGAAGCAUCUUACGGUCGUGGCUAUGUAUUCCGAUUAAAAAAUCCGUUGAAAAUUCGAUCCGUACAAUUAGAAGCAUCAGUACAUGGACAAGUAUUUAUUUACGUAGUAAAUAAUUCUGGUAUCAUUGUCAACAAAGCAUCUCUUAUUUCAAAUGAUAUAACUAUGAAAUGGACAACGAUUCCAAUCAUCGCCGAACUAAACACUGACUAUUCUAUUUUAGUCUGGUCGCCAAAUAUAAAUGGACGAUUUUCGUACAAAAAAGAUGAUAAUAAUUUUCGUACAAUUGAUUCAGAAUGUUCGAUUGAAAACCGGCAACCAAUUAUGUCAUCGUCUAAUACAUAUCAACUUGAUUGUGGUGGACGAGCUUGUCCCAUUUGUGGCAAAUGUCGUGAUUGGUAUUGGGAUAAAGGUAGUCGUUAUCUUUAUUUCUGUACCAUUAAGUCGACCUCAACAGGUGAACAUAAUCUUGGUUUUCAAGAAGCUGGUUGGCAACGUCGCCAUACAGGUUGCUAUUAUGGUCCUGGUGCUGUUUAUCAUGAUGUUCUUCAUAAUGGCUGCUAUCAUAGUUUAUGUGUUUGCGAAAAACGCAGAAAAAACUAA
This is a messenger RNA of Rotaria sp. Silwood1, 651 nucleotides long. The record is from the annotation of a GenBank genome assembly. NCBI's taxonomy places the organism in Eukaryota, Metazoa, Rotifera, Eurotatoria, Philodinida, Philodinidae.